Linum tenue is the source of this 258-nucleotide messenger RNA. NCBI's taxonomy places the organism in Eukaryota, Viridiplantae, Streptophyta, Magnoliopsida, Malpighiales, Linaceae. The record is from the annotation of a GenBank genome assembly.
CUUCUCUUGUUCUUCAUUUUUUUUCUCCAAUCGACAAAGAAAAAAAUUGCAGCAUCCCCUCUCAAAUUCGGUGACGCUCCAAAUCCUUCUUCUCUCAAUCUGGUCCAUCCUUCUGUUCUUUCUUUUCUCGGUCUCAAAAUAGAUGACGCUCCAUAUUGACCAAGAGGGGAUAGAUAUAGUGGGUGGUAAUCGACACCAGUUCCGAGAAAGAAGAGUUAGAAGACAACGAAGAGAGAGAAGAAAGUGAAGAAAGUCGUA